GUUCGAGACGCAGCGCACGAGAACAGCGCCUAUAGGCUGCAUUUAAGCACUAAUAUAAGUCCAAGCAAGAAGAAAAAUCGCAGAAAAGGAGCAGGACAGAACCUCCAGAAAGAACAGAUCGAUCGUUUGGAAAAAAAUCAGCGCUCCUAACUUUGAAGGACCGCAGUGAGCGCGCAUCACUGCCUCGGUAACCAUCACGCUGAAGAGAUCCUCACCGACUUCAGCAAUGCGUUCCGGUGUGCUCCUGCUGCUGCUGCUGCUGCUGCUUCUGAUCUCCGGGCUGCUCGGGUUCGGAAGCUCUGUUGUGUUUAUCCAGCAGCCUCAUGACCUGGUGGUGGUGGCCGGGCAGCCUGUGACCCUGCCAUGCUCCAUUACUGGAUAUCAUGGCAUGGUGCUGUGGGUCAAAGACGGACUCGCUCUGGGGGUCAACCGAGACAUGUCAGGUUAUCCACGCUACGAUGUGAUUGGGGACCACAGCAAAGGAGAAUAUCACCUACUGAUCCAGAGGACCGAACUGACCGAUGACGGCAGCUUUGAGUGUCAAGCCAUCCAGGCUGCUACCAGAUCUCGACCCGCUCGGCUCACUGUUCUGGUUCCUCCUGAUGACCCCGUGAUAGUCGGAGCGCCUGUGGUGAGCUUGCGUGCAGGGGACUCACUAAACCUCACCUGCCAUGCCAACAACGCCAAACCAGCCGCCUCGAUCAUCUGGAUCCGUAACGGAGAGGUACUGAACGGUGCCGCUUACACCAAGACACUGUUGCGCGAUGGCAGAAGAGAAAGCACGGUCAGCACGCUCCACAUCUCUGCCUCGAAUAUCGAGAGCGGCCAACAGAUCACCUGCCGUGCUUCCAACAAAGCGGCGCCCAACGGCAAGGAGGCCACGGUCACCAUCGACAUCCAACAUUUCCCACUGGUGAACCUCUCUGUGGAACCGCAGCCUGUUCUGGAAGGAAAUCUGGUCAAGUUCCACUGUGCUGCUAAAGCGAAUCCCCCUGUCACUCAUUACAGAUGGGCGAAGGGGGGAAGCAUGAUCACAGACGUAACGGGAGAUACUUAUGAGGUGCUGGUUGAUCAUUCCUUCUUCACCGAGCCAGUAUCCUGUGAGGUGACCAAUGCCCUGGGCAGCACCAACAUCAGCCGUAAUGUGGAUGUUUACUUCGGGCCCCGUCUGGCUGCUGAACCCCAGAGCCUUCAGGUGGAUCGGGGAUCUGAUGCCGUGUUCAGUUGCGCUUGGAUUGGAAACCCUUCGCUCACCAUCGUCUGGAUGAAAAGGGGCCAUGGAGUUGUACUAAGCAAUGAAAACACCUUGACACUGAAGGCAGUGAGACAGGAGGACGCUGGGAAAUAUGUAUGCCGAGCUGUGGUGCCGCGAGUGGGAGUGGGAGAGAAGGAGGUCACGCUUACUGUCAAUGGACCUCCCACCAUCUCCAGCACACAGACGCAGCAGGCUCUGUACGGGGAGAAGGGCCAGAUCAAGUGUUUCAUCCGCAGCACCCCUCCUCCAGACCGCAUUGCAUGGUCAUGGAAAGAAACAGUGCUAGAAUCAGGAACAUCGGGCCGUUAUACCGUGGAGACCGUGAGCACAGAGGAUGGCGUCAUCUCCACCCUCACCAUGAGCAACAUCGUUCCUGCUGACUUCCAAACCAUCUACAACUGCACCGCAUGGAACAGUUUCGGCUCUGACACGGAGAUCAUUCGCCUUAAAGAGCAAGGGUCUUUGCGCUUGGCCGUCAUCAUCGGGGUUGCAGUGGGAGCUUUCCUGGCUCUCAUCGUCCUCAUUGGGACCCUGGGGGCUUUCUGCUGCGCUCGACUGCAGAGGAAGGACAUGCACCUGGUGAUGUCAUCACUCCCAGUGUCCCUCUCCUCUCGGCAGCGAGAGCUCUCCGGCACGUUAAAAAGCGAAAAUCUCAAAGGGGUUGUAUCUGCUAAAAACGACAUCCGAGUGGAGAUUGUCCAUAAGGACCAUAACGCAGCCAGAGAACCGGAAGACCACGGCAACAUGAAGCAAAUGAUGAUGGAGCGAUCCGAGUUUCAGCAAGAGUCGGUGUUGAAACAGUUGGAGGUCCUGCAGGAGGAGGAGAGGGAGCUACAGCACAUUAAGGAUCCAACCAACGGUUACUACAGUGUGAACACCUUCAAAGAACAGCCGACCCCGACCAUAUCCCUGACAGCCAACCAGAACACAGAGGUCCGAAAUCCUGCCACAGCGACCCUCGGAAAACACCGCGUCCCCACCGGCAUGUCUUACACCAACAUUUACAACACACUGGGCGCCGGUCCCAACCGCCUAUAUGACUACAGUCAACGUUUCGUUUUGGGAAUGGGCAGCAGCUCCAUCGAGUUGUGCGAACGUGAGUUUCAAAGGGGAUCGCUCAGCGAUUCCAGCUCGUUCCAGGACACGCAGUGCGACAGCAGCGUCAGCAGCUACAGCAAGCAGGAUGCAUACGUGCAGUUCGACAAAGCUAGCAAAGCCUCGGUGUCGUCUUCGUCCCACUACUCACAGUCAUCAUCCCAGAACUCGGACCUGACUCGACCACUACAGAAACGAAUGCAAACGCACGUUUAACUAAAGGACUGAAUGUCAUAACGUGCUUUUGGACGAACACUAAAGGUGAGUCACCUGUGUUUCAUGCAUCAUUUGUGAACAAAACCAAACGUCGCAAGCUUGGAAAGACUAUACCGACAUCUCAAGCUCAUUUUUCUGUAUAUUUUGAAAAGUAACGUGUUUUUUAGAUCUCAUGUUCUUUGUGGAAGACUUGCGAGUUUGAAAACUGAAAACGAGGGAAGCCAACCCUUGGACGUCGUUUCAUAACAUGACAAUCAGGAGUCCAUCCACACAGCCACCAUUGACUAUCACGGUGAGCCGAUCUAAUCUGUUCCAUGCAGGAACUUGGAACUGUGGGAGAACCUUGAGGGUUGUGUUCGUUUUUUUUUUUUUUUAACGAGAAGCCAAACUUGGGCUGCUUAGCAGUUCGUCUACUGUGGCCCAAAGCACAAAAGUGUCUGUUCAAUGCCAACCGCAGUGUUUCUCUGCUGAUAAAGAGAUCUAAACGAGGAUGAAUUAUCCUCCGGAGGUCGUCGCUCAAAAUUAUCAUUCUGUGCUUUUCUAAGGACUCUGUAAGAUAGAUUUCACUUGUGUGCACUAAACUGUUUUUUAAUUACAUCUCUGUUCUCCUUAUGUGGUCUCUCGUCUUUACGAUUUCAUGCUUUGUGUUUUUUUUCCAACGCAAAUGCGAAUGUGUAAAAACACACACAGCCAAACUGCAUGUGUGGAGAGUUCUUCAGGAGCUUUGCUAACGUGGACAGCAUAGUGUUUACAUGCCAGAGACCAGAAUGUAAAUCCCAAUACUUUAUUUUCUCAAUGCGUAUUAAAUGUGAGCUGAUCAUUUCAACAAUUCAUGGAUAAUAAAUGCGUUUACGUACGUACAUGUCCUGUGAAUUCAGUCGCUCUCUUGUUAGAAGCUUCUUUUAUACCUCCAACAAUGUGUUGUUGUAGUAGUUGUUGUUGUUGUUGUUCUAUACAUCAUUGCGCAUAAACUCCACAUUCUGGUGGGAGUAUGACUGAAUUCUUUUUGUUCUGAUGUUCUGUUUAUUUUAAGGCUGCCAUAUGUUUAAGCUCACUGUUUUAAGUAAGCUUCUCUUUCCCGCAGCCCCCCUGAAUGUCUGGCGUAAACGUUUACAUCGCUUAAUUGGUUCAGGAAGUGCCUCCCGUCGACGGAUGAGCCUGCAGAACAUUCAGAGUGAAACUUUUAACUCGAGCUGUGCAUCAGAGCAAUUAUACUGAUCAAAUAAUCAUGAUUACAAAAUAAGUGUUUAAUAAAACAGUGUGUGAGAAA
This is a messenger RNA of Onychostoma macrolepis, 3836 nucleotides long. It is a transcript of the gene kirrel3a, whose product is annotated as kirre like nephrin family adhesion molecule 3a. Gene Ontology annotation, molecular function: cell adhesion molecule binding. The transcript is spliced from 16 exons. Lineage: Eukaryota; Metazoa; Chordata; Actinopteri; Cypriniformes; Cyprinidae. The record is from RefSeq and is a predicted model, not a curated record. Gene Ontology annotation, cellular component: cell-cell junction. Gene Ontology annotation, biological process: cell-cell adhesion; synapse assembly. The coding region runs from base 227 to 2566 and encodes 779 amino acids.